Molecule: messenger RNA, 4650 nt
Organism: Parastagonospora nodorum SN15
Lineage: Eukaryota; Fungi; Ascomycota; Dothideomycetes; Pleosporales; Phaeosphaeriaceae
Exons: 6
Coding region: 1-4650 (1549 amino acids)
Biological process (GO): transmembrane transport
Cellular component (GO): membrane
Molecular function (GO): ABC-type transporter activity; ATP hydrolysis activity; ATP binding
Source: RefSeq, a predicted model, not a curated record
AUGGCUGGGCUACUCUCCAACACAGACCACACCGCUGAGAGCCUCCACUGCGAACACGAUGAGCAUCAGGAAACCCCGGCGCCCGUGGUCAAGCGCUCGUCAUAUGGUCUCUUUCCUUCAACAGCAGAUUACAGUGUACAGCAAGCUUCCGGGAGUCAUGAUGUCCGCGGCGCUGGCUUGUUCUCUGGCACCAAUGCGCAAGAGCGCGAACAAGAAGUACCUCUUGAGAAAGUUGAGUCCUCCAGUUCUAGCGAUUCAUCCACCCGACAUGGUUCCAAUGGCGAAGCCAAGCCAAAGCAGAAAGAUUCUCGGUCGUCAAGUGACGAACUACAUGGCGCCAUGCUCUCACGCAAGAACACACGCGCCGAGAUUGACGAUGAAGGCCGGCGAGAACUUCAGCGCAUUUUCACAACUCAGUCACAGAAGAUGGGACGGCAGAUGAGCAUCGCAGACCCGAAUGAUGCGACUGUAGACCCGUCUAGUGACUCCUUCGACCUCGCAAGAUUCCUGAAGAUGUUCCGUCACAACCUUGAAGGCGAAGGCAUUGAGAUGAAGAAACUGUCCGUUGUGUACAAGAACCUCAACGUCUUUGGAUCUGGACGAGCACUUCAACUCCAAAAAACUGUCGGUGACAUUCCUAUGGCUCCCUUCCGUGCUGGAGAGUACUUUGGCAGAUCAGAGCGCAAACAGAUUCUUCACAACUUUGACGGUAUCAUCAAGGCUGGCGAGCUCUGCGUGGUUCUCGGACGUCCCGGAAGUGGCUGCAGUACACUCCUGAAGUCAUUGACUGGCGAGCUCCAUGGCUUAGACACUGACGACUCGACCAUCCACUACAACGGCAUUUUGCAAGGCAAAAUGAGGAAGGAGUUCAAAGGUGAAACAGUCUACAACCAGGAAGUCGACAAGCACUUUCCCCAUUUGACCGUCGGCCAAACACUCGAGCACGCUGCUGCCCUCCGGUGUCCUUCCAACCGACCUGCAGGCCAAUCGCGCGAGGAGUUCUCCAAGUUCCUCACCAGUGUGGUCAUGGCCGUUCUCGGCUUGAGUCAUACUUAUAAUACCAAGGUUGGAGACGAUUUCGUACGCGGUGUAUCUGGUGGUGAGCGCAAGCGUGUCUCGGUCGCCGAGAUGAUGUUAGCUGGUGCGCCGUUCGCAUCAUGGGACAACUCUACUCGUGGUCUGGACUCUGCGACUGCGUUAAAGUUCGUCAAGUCGCUCAGGAUGGGAUCGGAUUUUACCGAAGGCGCCGCAGCCGUUGCCAUCUACCAAGCUAGUCAGAGCGUGUACGACCAGUUCGACAAAGCCGCGGUUCUCUAUGAAGGUCGUCAGAUCUACUUUGGUCCCGCAGAUAUGGCGAAAGGCUACUUCGAGCGUCAAGGCUGGUACUGCCCGCCCAGGCAAACGACCGGAGACUUCCUUACAGCCGUCACCAACCCCUCUGAGCGCCAGGCGAAGAAGGGUAUGGAGAACAAGGUCCCACGCACUCCAGAGGAUUUCGAAAAGUACUGGCGCGACUCACAAGAGUACAAGAACCUACUCGAGGAGAUCAAAGACUUUGAGGAGGAGUAUCCUGUCAACGAACACUCAAAUCUUCAAGAGUUGCGCAGCAAGAAACAGUUCAUUCAGGCUAAGCACGCUCGGCCCAAGUCCCCAUACCUCGUCAGCGUUCCAAUGCAGGUCAAGCUUAAUACCCGUCGCGCAUAUCAGCGUAUCUGGGGUGAUGUCGCAUCUACUGCUACUCAAGCCGGUCUCAAUAUCAUCAUAGCUCUUAUCGUCGGUUCCAUCUACUACGGCCACUCCCAAGGAUCAUCAUCGUUCCAAGGUCGAGGCGCCGUUUUGUUCUUGGCCAUUCUGUUCAAUGCUCUCACCUCUAUCGGUGAAAUCAGCGGAUUAUACGCGCAAAGGCCUGUCGUCGAAAAGCACAACUCAUACGCAUUCUAUCAUCCAGCUACGGAAGCUAUAGCGGGUAUUGUUGCCGACAUACCUGUCAAGUUUGUGCAAGCUGUGGUCUUUAACAUCAUAUUAUACUUCCUUGCACAGUUGCGAUACACAGCCGGUCAAUUCUUCUUGUUUUUCAUCGUAACCUACAUGGCCACCUUCGUCAUGGCAGCCAUCUUCCGAACAACGGCAGCUGUCACAAAGACAGCAUCGCAAGCCAUGGCUGGAGCUGGUGUCCUCGUCCUCGUUCUCGUCAUCUAUACCGGCUUCGUCAUUCGAAUUCCUGAAAUGCCUGUCUACUUUGGCUGGAUCCGCUGGAUCAAUCCCAUCUUCUACGCUUUUGAGAUUUUGCUUGCGAAUGAGUUCCACGGAGUCAACUUCCCCUGCGAUCAGUUCAUUCCCAUGGGUCCCGGCUACAAUCUCAACGGCAACUCAUUCAUCUGCAAUACUCAAGGUGCAGUCGCUGGCCAGACUUUUGUCUCUGGUGACGACUUCAUCCAGGUAUCGUACCGAUACUCUUGGUCUCAUGUAUGGAGGAACUUCGGUAUUCUUUGGGGGUUCCUCAUUUUCUUCAUGGUCACCUACUUCAUUGCCGUCGAACUCAACUCGUCCACCACCGACACCGCUGAGCAGCUCGUCUUCCAGCGCGGCCACGUUCCAGCCUAUCUACAAAAGGAUGGCAAGAAUAAGUCCGAUGAGGAAUCAAAGGGCGCUGCUAAGCCAGAUGACUCAGCCGGUGCUGGUGACGUCAGUGCUAUCGAGGAACAGAAGGGUAUCUUUACCUGGCGCGAUGUGGUCUACGAUAUCGAGAUCAAGGGUGAGCCACGUCGAUUGUUGGACCAUGUAUCCGGAUUUGUGAAACCUGGCUCCAUGACUGCACUCAUGGGUGUAUCCGGUGCUGGUAAAACUACGCUAUUGGAUGCGCUUGCGCAGCGAACUACUAUGGGUGUCAUCACGGGCGACAUGUUGGUGAACGGAAAGCCUCUGGAUCCUGCUUUCCAGAGGUCCACUGGAUACGUUCAGCAACAGGAUCUGCAUCUUGAAACUGCCACCGUGCGCGAGUCUCUCCAGUUCUCCGCUAUGCUUCGCCAGCCAAAGUCCGUCAGCAAGAAGGAGAAAUACGACUAUGUCGAGGAGGUCAUUAAGAUGUUGAACAUGGCUGACUUCGGCGAGGGUCUGAACGUCGAGCAACGUAAGCUCUUGACCAUCGGUGUCGAACUGGCUGCGAAGCCAAAGUUGCUCCUCUUCCUUGACGAGCCGACCUCGGGUCUGGACAAGCCAGAGUUCCCCAGCGCGAUCCUCUUCCAGGAGUUCGACAGACUUCUCUUCCUCGCGAAGGGAGGUAAGACGGUCUACUUCGGAGAGAUCGGCGAGAACUCCGAGACUCUUCUGCACUACUUUGAGAACCAAGGAGCACGGAAGUGCGGCAAGGAUGAGAACCCGGCUGAGUACAUGCUCGAGAUUGUCAACAACGGCAAGAACGAUCAGGGCGAAGAGUGGUUUGAUGUCUGGAAGAACAGCGACAACGCGCAAGAAGUCCAGAAACAAAUCGAAGACUUGCACAAGGAGCGUCAGAACGAUAACCUCGAUAUCGCAAAGGAAACUGGUGGCGGUGCAUACGCCAUGCCAAUUACGACACAGAUUUGGGAAUGCACAUACCGUGUCUUCCAGCAAUACUGGAGAAUGCCCAGCUACGUACUCGCCAAAUUUGGUCUCUGUGCUAUUGCCUCGCUCUUCAUCGGCUUCUCCUUCUUCUCCGCCGACUCGACGCAAGCAGGCAUGCAAACCAUCAUCUUCUCCGUAUUCAUGAUGACGACCAUUUUCUCCUCUCUGGUACAGCAGAUCCAGCCCUUGUUCAUCACCCAGCGCUCCCUCUAUGAAUCCCGCGAGCGCCCCAGCAAAGCCUAUUCUUGGGUGGCAUUCAUGGUCGCCAACAUCGUCGUCGAAAUCCCCUACGGCAUCUUCGCCGGCAUCCUCUCCUUCGCCUGCUUCUACUACCCCGUCGUCGGCGCCUCCCAGUCCAGCGAACGACAAGGUCUCGUCCUCCUCUUCAUGAUGCAACUCCUUAUCUACACCUCCACAUUUGCAUCCAUGACCAUCGCUGCGCUGCCCAACGCCGAAACCGCUGCCGGCCUCGUCUCCCUGCUCACCCUCAUGAGUAUCCUGUUCAAUGGCGUACUCCAGCCUCCUUCCCAACUCCCCGGCUUCUGGCUCUUCAUGUACCGCGUCAGCCCGUUCACCUACUGGAUCGGCGGCCUCGUAGCUACCAUGCUAGCCGGGCGCCCAGUGUUCUGCUCCGACCGCGAGAUCUCCGUCUUCGACCCGCCCUCGGGCCAAACGUGCGGCGCAUACCUCCAAUCCUACGCGUCUCUCGCCGGCGGCACUAUCCAAAACCCCAGUGCGACGGCCAACUGCGAGUACUGCAGCCUCUCCAACAGCGACCAAUUCCUCGCAUCCGUGUCGAUUUCUUACAGCCAGAGGUGGCGCAAUUUUGGCAUUUUGUUCGCGUUCAUCGCGUUUAAUAUUUUCUUGGCGGUGCUCACGUAUUGGCUCUUUAGGGUCGCGAAUUUGAAGAAUCUGACAGGGAGAUUUCAUAAGACGAAGAAGGGUGCGAAGGCGAAGGGCGCGGCAGAGAAGGCGGGCAAUGGGGUCGCGGAUGUUGCUGCGCAGGGAGCGCAUCCCGGGGCGAGGAGUGGGGAGAAGGAUGCGUGA